UGGCCGCCGCUGGCUGCUGCCCGCCCCCUCUCCCCCUCCUCCUCCUCCUCUUCCUCAUCAUCAUCACCCUCCUUGUCCUCCCCGCGUCGCCCCUCAUCUUGGUGCUGUUGUGCGCAAAAUCUCCAGCGCUGGACGGAGGGGACGCAGGACAUCAGAGGGGAGAAAAAGCCACCCAGAGCUGACAUGGAUGUUUGACUCUUUACGAAGCUCUUUGAUAUAUUUUUGAAGGAUGCUGCUUUUGCCCUAGGAGGGUGAGAAUUGGACCUGCUCGAUGUUUCUCUUCAGUUAAUAACCGAACCAAAAUGAGGAUUUCUUCCUGUGACUGGAUUCUGUUGAUGUUCUCGGGCUUUUGGGGGCCGGCGAUGGCAGCUUUCCCGAGCAGCGUUCAGAUCGGUGGUCUGUUUAUCAGAAACACUGAUCAGGAAUACACCGCUUUCCGAUUGGCCAUCUUCCUGCACAACACGAGCCCCAACGCCUCAGAAGCCCCGUUCAACCUGGUGCCUCACGUGGACAACAUUGAAACGGCCAACAGCUUCGCUGUCACCAACGCCUUUUGCUCGCAGUAUUCCCGCGGUGUCUUCGCCAUCUUCGGCCUGUACGACAAGCGCUCAGUCCACACGUUGACGUCCUUCUGCAGCGCCCUGCACAUUUCCCUCAUUACGCCAAGUUUCCCCACUGAGGGCGAGAGCCAGUUCACCCUGCAGCUCCGGCCGUCCAUCCGGGGGGCGCUGCUUUCCCUACUCGACCACUACGACUGGAAUAAGUUUGUCUUCCUGUACGACACAGACCGAGGGUACGCCAUCCUGCAGGCCAUCAUGGAGAAAGCUGGACAGAACAACUGGCAGGUCAGCGCCAUCUGCGUGGAAAGCUUCAACGAUGCCAACUAUCGCCGGCUGCUGGAGGAUCUGGGCCGGCGACAGGAGAAGAAGUUUGUCAUUGACCUGGAGGCAGAGAGACUGCAGAACAUGUUGGAACAGAUCGUCAGUGUUGGGAAACAUGUGAAGGGAUACCACUACAUCAUGGCCAAUCUGGGUUUUAAGGACAUCAACCUGGAGCGCUUCAUGCAUGGAGGAGCCAACGUGACAGGGUUCCAGCUGGUAGACUUCAGCAACCCCAUGGUCAUCAAACUGAUGCAGCGCUGGAACAAACUGGAUCAGAGAGAAUACCCAGGCUCAGACGCCCCACCAAAG
This is a messenger RNA of Cyprinodon tularosa, 1190 nucleotides long. RefSeq names its product glutamate receptor 4-like. The record is from RefSeq and is a predicted model, not a curated record. The annotation marks the transcript as partial. The transcript is spliced from 6 exons. NCBI's taxonomy places the organism in Eukaryota, Metazoa, Chordata, Actinopteri, Cyprinodontiformes, Cyprinodontidae.